AUGGCGUUCUCGGAGGGCCAGCGGAUUGGAAAUGGUGGUGUCAAGGACACAGUCCAAAUACCCGAAAAAGAAGCCCCAAACGGCACCGAAGAAGCAGGCAGCAGAAAUGAAGGCCUAGGAAACAACCCAUCAUUUAGCCUGGCAAACUCCAGCGCGCAAAACGGCAACCCCAGCAAAAACCAAAACGACACAUACCUGGACGAUGAAUACCAAGACUACAACCCGCAAUACGGACAAGGGAACUACGGCCCGACAUGGAGUCUGGCGCAGCCACUCCCUCACAUUGUGCGACCAGGUAUGCGCCACGGCGCGUUACCAGAAGACCGAAAAGAGAACGCAGAAGAUAUGAAACGGCGGGGCGAAGAUCCCAGUCAGAAAGGCGCUGCGCAGAAACAGCAGGUGGCUGAUACGCGCGUUAAGCAGAACAAGGAUACGGAUAAGGAGGGCUUUUUUAAUACUUGGACUAAGAUUCGGCAUUAUUUGAGGGAGCCGAUGGCUGAAUGGCUCGGAACAACAGUAGCAAUGACAAUCGGCCUCUGCGCAACUCUCUCAAACUUCACCUCAAACGGCCAAGCGGGCUCCUACCCAGCCCAAAGCGCAGCUUGGGGCUUUGGUUUCAUGGUCGCGAUCUAUACAACAGGUGGUAUAUCCGGAGGCCACAUGAACCCAGCCAUAUCAAUCUCGCUAUCCGUAUUCAGAGGAUUCCCCGCGCGAAAAUGCCUCAUCUACAUCGCAGCGCAGCUCCUCGGUGCUAUUACCGCUGGCGGGUUCGCGUAUGCGUUGUACCAUGAUGCGAUUGUGGAGAUUGCAGCUGCGUCGAAGGUCCCGCAGAAUGCUAGUGCGGCGAUGUCUGCGCUUAUUACUAUGCCGAAGUCCUUUGUGCAUCCGGUUACGGCAUUUUUCACUGAGUUUGUUGGGAGUGCUAUUCUUAUUGGUGCUAUCUUGGCGCUGGGUGAUGAUACUAAUGCGCCGCCUGGGGCUGGUAUGCAGGCGUUUAUUCUGGGGAUUUUGAUUACGGUUAUUAUUCUUGCGUUGGGGUAUAAUACUGGCGGGUGCUUUAACUGUGCGCGCGAUUUCGGUCCUAGACUCGUUGCUCUUAUGGCUGGAUGGGGUGGCCAUCUCUUCCGUGAAUACCAUGCUUGGUGGGUAUGGGGACCGUGGUGUGCCGAUAUCAGUGGUGCAUUAUUCGGAGCAUUAAUCUACGACAUUGCUAUCUUCACCGGUGGUGAAAGUCCCGUCAACUACCCACCACGGCGACGCAAGCGCGCCGUUCGCGCUAGAUCAUUGAAUCUGCGGAAGAAGCUAGGUCUUGGAAAGAGGAGGAUUGGAGAUCUGGAGAGAUCUGUUCGAGAGACUGAAGAGUGA
Messenger RNA from Penicillium canescens, 1365 nucleotides. Its product is annotated as MIP/aquaporin family protein. Bases 1 to 1365 code for a protein of 454 amino acids. NCBI's taxonomy places the organism in Eukaryota, Fungi, Ascomycota, Eurotiomycetes, Eurotiales, Aspergillaceae. Gene Ontology annotation, biological process: glycerol transmembrane transport; water transport. Gene Ontology annotation, molecular function: glycerol channel activity; water channel activity. Gene Ontology annotation, cellular component: plasma membrane. The record is from RefSeq and is a predicted model, not a curated record. The transcript has 4 exons.